Clupea harengus (Atlantic herring) is the source of this 3093-nucleotide messenger RNA. It is a transcript of the gene vsir, whose product is annotated as V-set immunoregulatory receptor. Gene Ontology annotation, cellular component: plasma membrane. Lineage: Eukaryota; Metazoa; Chordata; Actinopteri; Clupeiformes; Clupeidae. Gene Ontology annotation, biological process: negative regulation of alpha-beta T cell activation; regulation of immune response. The record is from RefSeq and is a predicted model, not a curated record.
GCGUAUCCUGUUGCAUUUAUUCGUUGCUCUCUUGACAGGAUUCAAGCAGUCGAAAAGUUGAUCUCGAGAGCCAACAACAAAUAGUGGAUGUCAGUCUCGGGCGUAGGGUAGGCUAUACAAAGAGCGUUGAGCAACCAAAUUUGUAUGCAAACAGAGCAUGCUGCUUCUCAUAAUAGUCUAACGAAAAGAAGUACAAGUUAGCUUUGAACCAAUAUAAUUUACGUCGACUCCACCGGAUUUAUUCAACUUGGUCACACCAAUGGAUUUUAGAGUUGUUGCAGUUUGUUUCGUUGUGGCUGUCGUGAGACAAGUCAGCUCAUCCCUCGGCAACGGUGAUGAGGAAAUGCGCCUCACCGCCCCCCACCAGAACUACGUCUGCCCGGAGGGUGCCAAUGUCACGCUGGUGUGCGAGCAGCACGGCCACCACCAGGGCGAGAUCCGCACCUGGCUCUACACCCCGCACCUGGACCGCAAAUGCCAUGGGGGGCAGCGCCCGCGUGGGGGGCGCACGCCCCACACCAACCGCUCGCUGCCUGCCUCCGAGGUCGCCGUGUACUUGGAGGAUACACAGCGGGUCAUGCUCAGCUUGACGGCGGUGAAGAUGGGGGACCAGGGUCGCUACUGCUGCCUGGUGGGGCAGAAGCACCACAAGGGCACCCUGCACAGCCACGUGCUGCUCACCGUCGGCCCACCCCGCAAGGGAGACCAGACCUGCACGGAGUGGAGCAACAACUCCAGUGAGGGCACCGUUACUGCAGGCUUUGCUACAGCUGCCUGCAUCAUGGCUUUCCUGUGCCUGCCUCUCAUUCUGGUGCUGGUGUACAGACAGAGGCAGACUGCCCAGUCAAACAGACGUGCACAUGAGCUUGUUCGAAUGGACAGUGAGGCUCAGGGCCACGACAACCCCGUGUUUUUAGGGGGCUCCCCCCAGGCCAAGCCCCGCACGGUGUCUCAGAUUAUGACCCGCCAGUCUUCAGAGACGGGGCGCCACCUGCUGUCGGACCCGGGCACCCCGCUGACCCCCAUCUACGGAGACGUCUUCUUCCCGUCACAAGAGCCUAUCCCAGAGUCACCCGACUUCCUGCAAGUAUAGCCUGGAGGAACUUUGACCUGUGAUCUGGAAACGCCUUGUGGAUUUCUCUUCUUCCUCACUCUCUCACACACAGUUUCACCACUCCCCAAAACCUGUUCCACUGGAUCACUGUGUGUGUGUGUGAGUGUGUGUGUGUGUGUGGGGGGUGGGCUGGGGUGGCUGGGGGGUCUCUAACCGCACUGCUUGUGGAUAAAUGGAAGGAGAAAAUAAACUCUCUCACACUUGUGACAACAACUGAAAGGCCAAAAGGGAACCUAUUUUCUCAGCAUGGUGGUGCACUAGGGGUUGCUUUGCCUGUGACACUCUUGUGAGACUGGUGGUGUACAGAUGUCUGGUGAUUUGCCAUCCAAAACAUUCCAGAGACGGGGGACAUGGAGAUGAGUGUGAGAGUGGAGGUCUAACAACCUGUCUGUCUGAAGGGUCACAUCAGAUUUUCAAGUGUCUCUGGAUUUUUCCCACUUCACCGUACCUGUCGCUCUGCUGCUUAACACUUGGACAUGUCGCCUUUCUGGCUACUGGCUCAUGCACUUACCCUUGCCCUCCCCUUACGGUUAUGUUAGCUGCAAUGCUAACUGGUGCUGAUGUUCAUGUUUGUUCAGCGUUACCCUUAAAAGAUCAAUGUGUAAUAUGAGUGGUGAGAUUACGAAUAUAUUUUAACUGUACAUAACACAGAGAUUAUUUUAGAUAUAUAGAGUAUGUGCUGACUCUGGGCAUCUGUAGUUGUUUGAAGACAGAGCUCUCUUUGUGUUUGUGCAAGUAUGUAAAAAUGCACCCAGCAGUUGAAGUAGACGUCUAUGGAAAAAAAUAAUUAUUUAACAAAAUCUCCUACAAUUGCUUUGUAAUUUGUUAAAACGCACAUAUGAAAACAUGCAUGACAGCAUUCAUGGUUUCAGACAACUACCAGAUGUGAAGAGUCCCAUAUCAAAUCCCAUAUUUGGUUUGCCACUGUCUCUUUCUACAGUUAAUGCAAUCGUCCUUUCUUGCAUUUCUGCAAACGUUGUUGAAGAACUACCAUUGUUGGAUAAUAGAACUUUGAACACUCUCGUAGUUACCAUGGUGGUUGCUCAACAACACUAUAUGCAAACAGUCUUUAUCAGUCUGGUUCUCAGUUUCCUCCAUUUGCUUGCUCUGUUUCAUCAUGAUGAAGGCAAGAGCCCUUUUUUUUCAGACAUUUCUGCAUUCCUUUCAGAUCAGUUAUGCUACCUCACUUCUUCUCAUUGCACAGACCCACAAUCCAACCUCUACUGUUUCAGGAUCAGACUGUCAACUCUGGGGGCUCUCUGUAUAGAAAUAUGUAAAAAAAAAAAAAAACAUUGUUGGUAAGGACUAAUGCAAAAAAGCCCUCACAACUCCCUGUAUGCUGAGGAACUAUCUUAUGUAGCAGGCGUGUGCUUGACUAUAGCGUAAUUGUGUGAGGGUGACUUUUUAAUUAGUCCCACAGUGGUCACUGCCAAAACAGACUUCCAUUUAAUUAAAUCCUUAGCUUUACCAGACAUUCCGUUCUUGGAAAUUUAAAUUUUACAUUUCAAUGAUGUGUGUUAAAGUUUUUUUUUCUAGAGGCUUGUGUGUGUGCGUGCAUGUUUCUGUGUGUGUGUGUGUGUGUGUGUGUGUAAGAGAAGUCUCAUAUCAUGGUCUUACAGCUCACCACCACCACAAAGAUGUUGAACCUUAUGGUAAAUGGUUUUGAAUGGCUUGAAGUCUCUCUGAAGGAUACGGGACCCACUGCUCCUUCUUGAGCAUGGACCCAGAACUGGAUAAAACAAAGGACAAAUUCAGAGAACUUCAAAGGAAUAUUCAAUUCCUCUUAAAAGUAAAAAUUGCUGUUGGAUUCAGUAGAAUGUGAAAGUCACUUGUUAAUAACCAUUUGGGAGACAGAAAAUGUGGUAAUGUGUGUUUAUGGUUAUAAAGAGGCUUUAACUCACACACAAAUCAUACCUUGCUAUGUACAUAAAAUAUUUCAUGUUUCUGUUUUAUAAAAUAAAAAUAUAUUUCAAAUCCAA